AUGAUAGAGGAAUUUGGUCCUCAGCCACCACAUAAAUGGUUAACUCUACCAGAUAUGGGUUACGUGAUAGCGAAUCAUUAUAAUGUUGUACUUGUCUGUUUAAGAAUUGAAUGCUGGACUUUCUUCCCUAUGACAUCUUAUUUUUCACCGAAUGUAGCAAUUUACUGCAUUGGUUUUGUAAACAGAAAUCAUUGGGUUCAGGUAAACAUGAAAGAAGGAUUUCCAUUGCCACCAGUGACAGUAGAUUGA
Molecule: messenger RNA, 249 nt
Organism: Lathyrus sativus (Indian pea)
Lineage: Eukaryota; Viridiplantae; Streptophyta; Magnoliopsida; Fabales; Fabaceae
Source: the annotation of a GenBank genome assembly